GGCGCAGCCGCCGGAAGUGCGUGGCCGCCCGGGGCCAUGGCGGCACUCAGCUUCGUCUUCCUGCUGCUGGGUGCAGCGUCCUGGCCUCCGGCUUCUGCCUCCGGCCAGGAGUUCUGGCCCGGACAGUCGGCGGCCGACAUUCUGUCGGGGGCGGCUUCCCGCAGACGGUAUCUUCUGUAUGAUGUCAACCCCCCGGAAGGCUUCAACCUGCGCAGGGAUGUCUAUAUUCGAAUCGCCUCUCUCCUGAAGACUCUGCUGAAGACGGAGGAGUGGGUGCUUGUCCUGCCUCCGUGGGGCCGCCUCUAUCACUGGCAGAGUCCUGACAUCCACCAGGUCCGGAUUCCCUGGUCUGAGUUUUUUGAUCUUCCGAGUCUCAAUAAAAACAUCCCCGUCAUCGAGUAUGAGCAGUUCAUCGCAGAGUCUGGUGGGCCCUUCAUUGACCAGGUUUACGUCCUACAAAGUUAUGCAGAGGGGUGGAAAGAAGGGACCUGGGAAGAGAAGGUGGACGAGCGGCCGUGUAUCGAUCAGCUCCUGUACUCCCAGGACAAGCACGAGUACUACAGAGGAUGGUUUUGGGGUUAUGAGGAGACCAGGGGUCUAAACGUCUCCUGUCUGUCCGUCCAGGGCUCAGCCUCCAUCGUGGCGCCCCUGCUUCUGAGAAACACAUCAGCCCGGUCCGUGAUGUUAGACAGAGCCGAGAACCUACUUCAUGACCACUAUGGAGGGAAAGAAUACUGGGAUACCCGUCGCAGCAUGGUGUUUGCCAGGCACCUGCGGGAGGUGGGAGACGAGUUCAGGAGCAGACACCUCAACUCCACGGACGACGCAGACAGGAUUCCCUUCCAGGAGGACUGGACGAAGAUGAAGGUCAAGCUGGGCUCAGCGCUAGGGGGCCCCUACCUGGGAGUCCACCUGAGAAGAAAAGAUUUUAUCUGGGGUCACAGAGAGGAUGUGCCCAGUCUGGAAGGGGCCGUGAGGAAGAUCCGCAGCCUCAUGAAGAUCCACCAGCUGGAAAAGGUGUUUGUGGCCACAGAUGCCGUCAGAAAGGAAUAUGAAGAGCUAAAAAAGCUGUUACCCGAGAUGGUGAGGUUUGAACCCACGUGGGAGGAGCUGGAGCUCUACAAGGAUGGAGGCGUUGCGAUUAUUGACCAGUGGAUCUGCUCACAUGCCAGGUUUUUUAUCGGCACCUCAGUCUCAACAUUUUCUUUUCGGAUUCAUGAGGAAAGAGAAAUCCUGGGAUUGGACCCCAAGACGACGUACAACAGGUUCUGCGGAGACCAAGAGAAGGCGUGUGAACAGCCCACCCACUGGAAGAUCACCUACUGAGAAGGCUCCUCCGGGGCCGCUCCCCGGACCCGACUGGCGCAGGUGGAUGCAGGUUCUGUCACCGUGGAGUCACCGUCUACUGCCAGCCAGGAGCUGGACGGACAGGACCGUCCCUCGCAGGGUCCCAGGCCCAGAAGAGGCCCCACGCGUCUAGAGGUGCAACGCGUCUAGAGCUGUGCUCCGUCCUCGGCGUUUCCAGCCGCCAUGGCUGAUGAAGAGGCUCCGCUGCUCUCGGGGGCGGCGGUUUUUUUCAGGCAGCGUCUGUGAACCCACAGCUCGGUUGCCAGCAGGGCCCGCGUGGUGACCCAGAAGCAGGAGUGUUUGUCAGGCUCCAGCUCCGGCCUUUCCAGCCACCUUUCAUGUCUUCAUAUUUUAAGCGCAUUGAGGAUAGGUGUAGGCGGGUGAGCUGCCCUCCGUCAGGUGGACAUGGGCUGACAUUUCCCUGGGAGCUGGUGCAAGGAGAAGCGUCAUUUUAAAUGUCUGCAGAGCGACCAGGGGCCUCAUGAAUCCCUCCGUUGCCUUCCACGCAGCAGGAGGCUGCCUGUGUGUUUCCUCCUGGGAUGCGUGCAGGGCAGACCUACGCUGCAAAGGGAAGGGCCUGAGGCCUCAGGGAGCCCCGUGGAGGGAUGACAGUUCAGGCCCUACUGUUGGCACAUCAGAGUGCUGGCAAGUUUUUCAGUGACGUCUCUGGGGCACUCAGUGGAUUGUCUAUAGGAAACUUGCAGCUCCACUCUGCACACCAGGCCCGGCUGGCCGCCCCGCCCUCGCCCCGGCUGGCUGCCCCGCCCUCGCCCCAACUGCCCGUCCCUCUCUCCGGCUGGCCGUCCCUGCCCUCGCCCGGCUGGCUGCCCCGCCCUUGCCCUGACUGCCCCUCUCUCACCCUGGCUGGCAGGUGCACAUGGGACCUCCAGGUCUACCAUUCGCUAUUGAGAACUAGAAAUGAGGAAGGACAGUUACACUAACUACAAAAGGCUGUCUAGGAUGAGCUGCUUUAUCAGGGAGCUCCUCGUACCCAUUUUAUAGAAAUCAUUUUUAGGUCUUUGUGCCACCACCACGAGGGGCAUCUGCAAAGAGGGCAAUGCUGGACACAGAAUCCGUGGAAGGUGCAGCAGUGCCUCAGGGGUCCUCAGGGUCAGGGAGCCCUCCCUCGCCCUCUUGGCCCGUCACCCUUUGUGACUUCCCACCAUGGUGUCGUGUGACCCUCAGUCAGGCUGGUGGGGGCCGAGUCCUCACUGACCAGCCACUUUCCACAUCUGCUAGAGGAACAGUGACAUGGACACUUGUGGGACAGAGAUGACAGUGAGGAGGGACAGACAGCUCUUCCCUUCGGAGCCUGGCUAAUCUAGGACAUCACCUUGCUGUGUCUUCUCAAGCUUUUAAAAUUGACCCUGAACGUGUGACAGGGUCCUAUGGUGUUACUCAAAGCUGUGCAGGGUAAAUGAUGACAUAUUUAUUCUUUUUUCCAUUUGUUCUAGAAACAGUGCCUUUUUCAUCAGUUGCAUUUUCCAGGCUGAGAGCUGUAUAAAACAUUUUCGACUGUGACCAUGUACCUUCCUUUUUAAGAGAAAUAAACUGCUUUAUGGUAGCUGGUA
Nomascus leucogenys (northern white-cheeked gibbon) is the source of this 2918-nucleotide messenger RNA. It is a transcript of the gene POFUT2, whose product is annotated as protein O-fucosyltransferase 2. Lineage: Eukaryota; Metazoa; Chordata; Mammalia; Primates; Hylobatidae. Gene Ontology annotation, molecular function: peptide-O-fucosyltransferase activity. The record is from RefSeq and is a predicted model, not a curated record. Gene Ontology annotation, biological process: protein O-linked glycosylation via fucose.